This is a messenger RNA of Lathyrus oleraceus (garden pea), 1116 nucleotides long. Its product is annotated as ACD11 homolog protein. Gene Ontology annotation, molecular function: ceramide 1-phosphate transfer activity; ceramide 1-phosphate binding. NCBI's taxonomy places the organism in Eukaryota, Viridiplantae, Streptophyta, Magnoliopsida, Fabales, Fabaceae. Bases 212 to 868 code for a protein of 218 amino acids. Gene Ontology annotation, biological process: ceramide transport; intermembrane lipid transfer. The record is from RefSeq and is a predicted model, not a curated record. The transcript has 4 exons. Gene Ontology annotation, cellular component: cytoplasm; membrane; cytosol.
CAACCUCAAACACACCGUAUUCAUAGGGAACCUUCCUUUACAAAAUCACUCAUCAACUUUUCCAGAAACAAAAAAAUUCCAUUUUAUUUCUUCUCCAACACGCUUUCCACAAAUUCAUCAUCAUACGACUCUUUCAACCUUUCACACUUUUCCUUUUUUCUUUUAAAUAGAAAGAAAAUAAAAAAUCACGAUGUUGCCUUUAUCAUAAACGAUGGUCAGUUGUGAAUCCGUUAUGGAACAUUCGGAUUCAGCAAUUGCGUCGCCUCUUUCUGCCAUAGCCGACGCUUUUGAAGAUCUCCUUGAAAAGGUUAAGGAUUUCAAGAAGGGUUCAUCCGAUCACAUUCGAUUAGAUAAUUUCUGCGAAAUUGCAUCUCUUGUUACUGUUCUUUUCCGUUGUCUUGGCCUUGCUUUCAAAUUCGCUGAAAUGGAAUACGUUUCUAAGCUACAUGGACUAGUGGAAGCAUCAAAGAAGUAUGAGAUGCUACAAGAUAUAAUUGACCAUGAUGUGGCCAAUGACACAGUCAAAACAUCAGGAAGCUAUUCACGUAACCUACGCAGAGUUCGGCAGGGUAUUGAUCUCGUGAGAGCUAUAUUUGAACAACUUUUGUCAACCAGUGAUACUUCUCUGAAAGGAGUGGCUUCAACGGCCUAUGGAGAGGUUUGUGCACCGUUUCACUCGUGGACUGUCAGAACGGCUGUGUAUGCUGGGAUGUAUACACUUCCGACGAGAGACCAAUUGUUUUUAAAGCUCAAUGAAACAGAGCAAACAGCGGAAAAGAAGAUGAGAAGGUACAUUAGUGCUACGAUUCCGGUUAUAGAAUACAUUGAUAAACUAUACCUUUCUCGAAAUAUUGUAUUGGAUUGGUGAGUUCGUGUAGCAGGCUGUGAUGUGCUCCAUUGGUAUAGCAGUUUAAUUAGUCAGUUUCUCUGCUGCUAUAUGGAGAAAGAGGGAGACACCAGAAAAAAGAGGGAAAAAAUUAGGAUUUUACUAAAAUGGUUAGCAGAUUUAAUGUUUUGUUUUUGUAUAUACAUAAUUUAUUUAGAGGACAGAAACAGUGAUUUCUAAUUCUCUUGAAAGAGAAAAUAAUGAAAUGUGGAAGGUUAUUUAGUGCAUUA